Molecule: messenger RNA, 1006 nt
Organism: Lolium perenne
Lineage: Eukaryota; Viridiplantae; Streptophyta; Magnoliopsida; Poales; Poaceae
Source: RefSeq, a predicted model, not a curated record
AACGCAAAAAAUCAGGAAAAUAAGUUACCCACGCACGUCUCCUCCUCGAAUGAUCCCAUCCAAGUGCCAACCACCCACGACUCCCACAACCCGUGCAUCCCAGAGUUCCCCGUCGAAGAGAAGAGCAGUGAACCCAAGGGCCAUGGCGGGGAUUUUGGCGCGCCUCAGGGGACAGCCGCCGACUGACGGCGCUAGGGUUUGCCGCCGCCCCUUCCCAUUGUCUUCCGGCUCCAUCGCCACAGAGAGAGGAUGGCGCUGCUCCUCAACCUCGCGCGGCGGCGCGCGUGCCCCAUCCUUGGGCUUGCUCCUCAGUAUCCGCACCAUUGGCGCCCUCUCCUGCCGCUGCAACACCGGCGAGCUCCCAGGCAUCGACAACGCCCUACCCUACGUGGUGCAGCGCCAUCUCCGGCAAGAGGGCUGCCGCCCUACCCUCCCAUGUUCAUCCGCGCCGCCACUUAUUCGGGGAGGGUCGCCCUCUCGAUUCGCCACGCCUCCUUCCACCACGCAACUUCUCCUGCGGAGAAGCUUUGUUCGCUGCCCUCUAUGCGAGCCCAUGGCGUACUAUUCUGGAGGUGGGGGAUUCCUCUGUGUUGCCCACUGCCAUGUCACCCAUUCAUUCAGUGUAGCGACGUUGUUUUACAUGGAUGGACAAACCAAGGGCAUGGUGAUGCUCACGAAUCUGAGGGGUACAGGUGAGUCUGAACCAGCACACGAGGUUGUCCCAGCCAGUGUGAGAUGCAACCUUAGUUUCAGAGUAGCAUGAAGCAUGAUACGUGAUUACUUGCUAUUUUCCUGGUACAUAACAUUUGGAAAAAAAGCUCAUGUUUCAGAUAAAUAAUAAUGAUUUCUAUUCAUUCAACAAUUUUGGUGUAGAAUCUGUUCUUGUCAUAUUAAGCAUAUAAAUCAUAGGAGUUGCUUUAGAUUAUUAGAAUCAUCUUUAGCUGACCAAGUGUGCAGAUAAUAACACUUCUUUGCAUUGGAAUCUCUCAUCUAAAUUAAUCUAAAU